Merops nubicus (carmine bee-eater) is the source of this 2849-nucleotide messenger RNA. RefSeq names its product solute carrier family 4 (anion exchanger), member 3 (gene SLC4A3). Gene Ontology annotation, biological process: monoatomic anion transport; transmembrane transport; regulation of intracellular pH. The transcript has 17 exons. Lineage: Eukaryota; Metazoa; Chordata; Aves; Coraciiformes; Meropidae. Gene Ontology annotation, molecular function: monoatomic anion transmembrane transporter activity; solute:inorganic anion antiporter activity. The record is from RefSeq and is a predicted model, not a curated record. Bases 36 to 2849 code for a protein of 937 amino acids. Gene Ontology annotation, cellular component: plasma membrane.
GUUUUGAAGAUAACCCUGGUGUGAGGAGGCAUCUGAUGAAAAAACCAUCUCGGAGUCAGAUCACCAGGACAAGUAAAAAAUUAGCAUCAAUGCCAUCUGUCAAGAAAAAAAAGAAGAAGAAGAAGUUGGAUAGAAAGCCCCAUGAGGUUUUCGUGGAGCUGAAUGAGCUGGUGGUGGAUAAGAACCAGGAGAUGCACUGGAGGGAGACCGCCCGCUGGAUCAAAUUUGAGGAGAAUGUGGAGGAGGACACAGCAAGGUGGGGGAAACCUCACGUGGCUUCACUGUCCUUCCGCAGCCUGCUGGAGCUCAGGAAGACGAUUGCUCAUGGUGCCGUCCUCCUUGACUUGGAGCAGACCACUCUGCCAGGCAUUGCUCACCUCAUGGUGGAGACAAUGAUCAUUUCUGACCAGAUCAGAGCAGAAGACCGAGCCAACGUGCUGCGUGCCCUGCUGCUGAAGCACAGCCAUCCCAAUGAUGAGAAAGAGGGCUUCUUCCCAAGGAACCACUCCAGCUCCAGCAUGAACUCCAUCGUGGGGAACCACCAUCACAACCACACCACUGACACUUGCAUGCCCCUCAUGGGGGAAGAGCGCAUUGAGAUGGCUGACCCCAAGGCCAAUGAGACUGAGUGCAAGGAGAAAAACCCACAUCUCCAUAACUCUGAGGGCCACCGUAAAUACCUGAAGCUGAUGGAGAAGAUCCCUGAAGAUGCAGAGGCCACAGUGGUUCUUGUGGGUUGUGUGCAGUUCCUGGAGCAGCCGACUAUGGCCUUUGUCCGACUAAAUGAGGCCGUCUUCCUGGAAUCUGUGCUGGAGGUCCCAAUUCCUGUCAGAUUCAUCUUUGUGCUGCUGGGACCGAGCCAGGCCAACAUGGACUACCAUGAAAUUGGCCGCUCAAUCUCCACCCUCAUGUCCGACAAGCACUUCCAUGAGGCUGCAUACAUGGCAGAUGACCGUCAAGACCUCCUCAAUGCAAUCAAUGAGUUCUUGGACUGCAGCAUUGUCAUCCCUCCCUCGGAGGUGGAGGGGAAAGACUUGCUCAAAUCCAUUGCCACCUUCCAGAAGUUGCUGCUGAGGAAGAGGAAGGAGAGGGAGCAGAAGUCCAUGAAAGAGGGAGCUGUCCAGGAAGCCAAAGGUCUCUCCACUCACAUUUGGGCAAAAGAGUCUGAAGAAGAGGAGGAAGCUGAGGACGACCCUUUGAAGCGAACCGGGAUAUUUUUUGGAGGUCUGGUUCGGGACAUAAAGCGCAGGUACCCCAAAUACCUCAGUGACAUCAGAGACGCCUUGCACAGCCAGUGUCUCGCAGCCGUUCUCUUCAUCUACUUUGCUGCUCUCUCUCCUGCCAUCACCUUCGGGGGACUCCUAGGAGAGAAAACUGAGGGUCUCAUGGGGGUCUCCGAGCUGAUAAUCUCCACCUCGGUUUUAGGGAUCCUCUUCUCCCUGCUUGGAGCCCAGCCGCUCCUGGUCAUUGGCUUCUCAGGGCCUCUGCUGGUGUUUGAAGAAGCUUUUUACAAGUUCUGCCAGACACAAGGCAUUGAGUAUCUGACAGGCAGAGUGUGGAUUGGUUUGUGGCUCAUCGUCUUCAUCUUCAUUAUUGUGGCAGCUGAGGGAAGUUUCUUGGUGCGCUACAUCUCGCCCUUCACCCAGGAGAUCUUUGCUUUCCUCAUCUCCCUCAUCUUUAUCUACGAGACCUUCUACAAACUGUACAAGGUGUUUGCAGAACAUCCUCUGCUGAAGUUCUACCCACCGAAUGUGCAGAGUGGCCUGAAUGCCAGCAUGCUCUCUGCGGAUGCGAUGUCCCUGGGAAUCAGGAUGCAGCCCAACACUGCUCUCCUCUCCCUCAUCCUCAUGCUAGGCACCUUCUUCAUUGCCUUCUUUAUGCGCAAGUUCAAGAACAGCCGGUUUUUAGGAGGAAAGGCUCGGCGGAUCAUUGGAGACUUCGGGAUCCCCAUCUCCAUCCUGGUCAUGGUGCUGGUGGAUUACACCAUCACUGACACAUACACGCAGAAGCUGAAUGUCCCCUCUGGCCUGUCAGUCACAUCUCCUCACAAGCGUGGCUGGUUCAUUCACCCCAUGGGCAGCAGUGGGACCUUUCCGAUGUGGAUGAUGUUUGCUUCUGCCAUCCCUGCCCUCCUGGUCUUCAUUCUUAUCUUCAUGGAGACACAGAUCACUACGCUAAUUGUGAGCAAGAAGGAGAGGAAGCUGCUGAAAGGCUCUGGCUUCCACCUGGACCUGCUGCUCAUUGGCACCAUGGGGGGGCUUUGCGCACUCUUCGGGCUGCCCUGGCUGACCGCGGCGACGGUGCGCUCCGUCACCCACGUCAACGCCCUGACGGUCAUGAGCAAGGCCAUUGCACCUGGAGAGAAGCCCAAGAUCGAGGAGGUGAAGGAGCAGCGUGUGACCGGAGUGCUUAUUGCUGCCCUUGUCGGUUUGUCCAUUGUGAUGGGGAACAUGCUGCGGCAGAUCCCGCUUGCUGUGCUCUUCGGCAUCUUCCUCUACAUGGGGGUUACGUCGCUCACUGGCAUCCAGCUCUACGAGCGGCUGCUCCUGAUCUUCAUGCCAUCCAAGCACCACCCUGACCACAUCUAUGUUGUUAAGGUGAAGACCUGGAGAAUGAAUCUCUUCACCUGCAUUCAACUAGCCUGCAUUGUGUUGCUGUGGGUGGUGAAAUCUACGGUGGCAUCCUUGGCCUUCCCCUUUGUCCUGAUAAUGACGGUGCCCUUGCGACGCUUCGUGCUGCCCCGCUUCUUCCACGACAGGGAGCUCAAAGCGCUGGACUCAGAAGACGCGGAGCCAAACUUUGACGAGGAUGGCCGGGACGAGUACAACGAGCUGCACAUGCCUGUGUGA